Molecule: messenger RNA, 2150 nt
Organism: Daldinia caldariorum
Lineage: Eukaryota; Fungi; Ascomycota; Sordariomycetes; Xylariales; Hypoxylaceae
Product: S-adenosyl-L-methionine-dependent methyltransferase
Exons: 2
Coding region: 208-2007 (599 amino acids)
Biological process (GO): rRNA base methylation
Cellular component (GO): nucleolus
Molecular function (GO): methyltransferase activity
Source: RefSeq, a predicted model, not a curated record
UACUUAGAGAUUUGCUUAUCGAUUAAGAUUUCAAGACCCAAGAUUUUGCAUUUUCAAGUUGCACGUCGCCCAACUUUUUUGCUCUUACAUAUGAGCUAUCUACCUAAGGUAAGAGGUGUGUAACCUUAUGCAAAGACGCAUAACGGUACCACCAACGUUUUUUGCGCCCCCGAGCAUGAGCACGAGGCUGAACAUGCUCCUGGCACAAUGUCUCUGUAUCAUGAGACAGCCGACGUACUAUCGGCAACGCCAUCUACAUCUGCAUCUACCUCUGCCUCUACUGGCGGCAACUUGAAAACUCGCAUCUUCGGGAAGAAAGACCUAAAAUCCCCUCCGCAGCAGGUCUACGCCCUGGCCGUCGAGACUUGCAAAUGGAGCCCCGUAUUAAAAGAAGUUAUUGAUAACUCCGACCUCCUACGCCACGAGCGCAAGCUCACCCCUUUACUAGCUCUACUGCUCGUCCAUGACUUCAUCCUCUCCAAGAAGGGCAUUGCGCUUCCAGCCAGCCAUGGUCUUAGGGCUUCAAUCGAGCGUCACAAGGCGCGUCUGAGUGCCGAAUUCACUAGAGCCCGUCUGCGGAGGAAAGCCGGAUCCGUCGAAGCUCUACGGGAGCAAGUCACGGCCGAGUUCUUGGGCGGAGCAGCCGCUUAUCCGCGAUGGGUGCGGGUGAACGCGUUAAAGACCUCCCUCGAAGACCAGUUAGCCACUACUUUUGCUGCCUUUACUAGGGUUCCUGCCGUUGGCGAAGUUACCGCUGCCGCCCCGGGGAAAUUCCUGUACGUCGACGAGCACAUCCCGAAUCUCGUCGCUAUAUCCCCUAGCUUCGAGAUUACCAAGACGGAUGCAUAUACGUCCGGAGCAAUAAUACUGCAAGACAAAGCUUCUUGUUUUCCCGCAUAUCUGCUAGACCCUCGCUCUGAAGACGGCGAUGUUAUUGACUCUUGUUCCGCCCCCGGGAACAAGACGACGCAUCUCGCAGCCAUCGUACACUCUCGUAUUCCGGAGGGAGAGGAGUGUUCUCAGACCGUAUAUGCAUUUGAGAAAGACCCGAAACGUGCGCGGACCUUAGAGAAGAUGGUAAAGCUAGCCGGUGCUAAGGAUAUUACACGAAUGAACUUCGGCCAAGACUUCCUCAAGGUCGACCCGAAUUCUGAACUGUUUGCGAACGUUGGUUGCUUACUCCUAGACCCUAGUUGCUCGGGCAGUGGUAUAGUUGGUAGAGACGAAAUGCCUCCAAUAUAUCUCCCCGAUAUUCCGGGCACGUUCAAGAAGCCACUUCCCAGCUCAAAUCGCAAGCGGAAGCGCGACGGUUCCGACGCCGGUAAGACCGCGCCACAGCCGAUCAUGGUUGACGACGACGGGAAAGAAACCCUGGUUUCCUCCGAGAAGGAAUUGGAGGCACGUCUGGAAGCAUUGUCGUCGUUCCAACUCACUCUACUGCUCCACGCUUUCAAGUUCCCCGCCGCAAAGAAGAUCACCUACUCGACCUGCUCGAUCCACGCCCAGGAGAACGAGCAGGUCGUCCUGAAAGCUCUCGGCUCCGACGUUGCUAAGCAACGGGGGUGGCGCAUCCUGCGGCGAGAGCAGCAGGUUCGGGGUCUACGCGAGUGGCCGGUCCGGGGAUCCGUCGAGGCGAGCGACGGUGACUCCGAGGUCGCCGAGGCGUGCAUACGGUCGUAUAAAGAUGACGGGCGCGGCGUGAUGGGCUUCUUCGUCGCGGGCUUCGUUCGCGACGUGAAGCCUGCUUUCGAGGAUGGGGAUGGUCCGUAUCUCCGUGACGAGAGCGGCCGCAUUAUUGGAGAUAAUGCCACGGGCAUGCCGACUUUCAAGCCGGGCCACGGACCUGCUUCGUUGGGUGGUGGCGGCGGUAAUAAAGUCGGCCAAUCGACAAAAGAUGGAGACGCUCAAGAUAUCGACUCUGGGGAGGCGAGCAGUGCUAGUAGUGACGACGGACGUAGUCAAAGCGAUAGUAGUGAUGGGGGCGGAUGGAAUGGAUUUGACGAUUGAGUUGGAAUAGCCAUUUCCGAAGGACAAUACCCAGUUGAGUUUCAUCUUACGAUAUAUUAUAAAUAUAGAACAACCAAGAAUUGUAUUGGCUACCUACCUAAGUUAGGUAAUUACCUUAUUAGUACAUCCGAGUCACUUGUGCA